CGUAAUCGCCUCUGCUGCGAUUACCUACAAGAAACGCCUUCAAAGUGAUCAAAACGGGUCGUCCACGCAAAAUCGUAAAAAUUGUGCGGAAAAAGAAGAAAAAUGGCAGCGAUGCCACCAGUGAAACGGACACUGAAAGACGUAGUUCCACCGCAUCGCUAACAACAACAACGCGUUCUUUCGAUAUGGACGAUGAUAAUGGUGGUGGCGGUGAUGUUGGCAGUGGCACAACCGAUAAAUCACAAUCCUCCAACCUGAUACGCGUAUCUUCCGCCGGCAUCCCUUUGACCAGACUAACAAAUAGUACGGCAAAUGUUUCCGGCGGCGGCGGCGACGUCAACGACGGCGUGAAUUUACAGAAGAAGCCGCCCAUAGCGGAGACGCUUAAAGCGAAGUUGAGAAAACAAAAAGAGCUUUAUAGUUCUAGCUCAACAACGACAACAACAACAAGUAGCGGUACAACAACAAGCACAAGCGGCGAUACGGGUGGUUCCAGCAGUAAUGGUGAACGCAUGCCGCCAUUGGCGAAAAUCGGUAGUGGCAGUGGCAGUGGCGUGAAGAGUACGCGCAAUCUAUCGCGCACAAAUUCAAAGCAAUACGAUCCAAGCAUGCGUCAGCUAAUCGGUAAAUUAAAUGGCCUCUGGCCCGAUCGUAGUGUUCCGAUUUCUGUAGCAAGAGAAAUCGAUGUGACGCAAGAAAAAUUGGAAGGCGCUUGGGAGACGAUAGGCAGAGAUGGUUCCAAGAUUACAACAGUCGUUGCCACACCUGGUCAAGGUACGGAUCGUGUGCAAGAAGUUUCCUACACAGAUACCAAGGUGAUUGGCAAUGGCAGUUUCGGUGUGGUCUUUCAAGCGAAAUUAUGCGAUACCGGCGAGCUGGUAGCUAUCAAAAAAGUUUUACAAGACAGACGAUUUAAGAAUCGUGAAUUGCAAAUUAUGCGCAAAUUGGAGCAUUGUAAUAUUGUAAAACUUUUGUAUUUUUUCUAUUCGAGUGGUGAAAAGCGUGAUGAGGUGUUUUUGAAUUUAGUCCUCGAAUAUAUACCAGAAACCGUAUACAAAGUGGCACGUCAAUAUGCCAAAACUAAGCAAACGAUACCAAUUAAUUUUAUACGGCUCUAUAUGUAUCAACUAUUCAGAAGUUUGGCCUACAUCCACUCAUUGGGUAUCUGUCACCGUGAUAUCAAACCGCAAAAUUUACUCUUGGAUCCAGAAACAGCUGUGCUGAAAUUAUGUGAUUUUGGCAGCGCUAAACAAUUGUUGCACGGCGAACCGAAUGUAUCAUAUAUUUGCUCGCGGUAUUAUCGUGCACCAGAAUUAAUAUUCGGAGCCAUUAAUUACACUACAAAAAUUGAUGUGUGGAGCGCCGGCUGCGUAUUAGCUGAAUUAUUACUCGGCCAACCGAUAUUCCCCGGCGAUUCUGGUGUCGAUCAAUUAGUUGAGGUUAUCAAAGUUUUGGGCACACCGACACGAGAACAAAUACGCGAAAUGAAUCCAAAUUACACGGAAUUCAAAUUUCCACAAAUUAAGAGUCAUCCAUGGCAGAAAGUUUUCCGUAUACGCACUCCGACAGAAGCUAUCAAUUUGGUAUCACAACUGCUCGAGUACACGCCCAGUGCACGUAUAACGCCCUUGAAGGCGUGCGCACAUCCAUUCUUCGAUGAACUGCGUCAGGAGGGUAAUACAACAUUGCCCAAUGGAAAGCCAAUGCCGCCAUUAUUUAAUUUCACAGAGCAUGAACUUUCGAUACAGCCAAGCCUAAUCCCACAAUUGUUGCCAAAACAUCUGCAAAAUAACAGCGCAGGUCGACCGGUCGCCGGUGCUGGUGGCGAAGGUGCUUCUGGCUCAGCAUCAAAUCCGUCAAGUGGCGCCGGUACGCCAGGCGGCGCAGCUUCCCAAGCAACUUCAGGCACACAAUCGAGCGCAUCAGCUACAGCCAGCAGCGGUGGUGCCGCUGCAGGGGUUAACACAUCGUCCAGCGCCUCAGCAGCAGCAGCAACAGCCGGCGCGUCAUCAGCGGCACCAGCAGCGCAAGCGAGCGCUGGCGGCGAUGCGUCCAACAAUAGCAAUGGCGGCGGCAGCGGUAAUCAACAGCAAGCGUCGUCCUCAUCGGCUGGUGGUGCGUCUUCAGCGGCAGGCGCGGGCGAUGCCGCUCCGAACGCCAGCGGUGGCAGCAAUGGUGGCGGUGGUAAUGGCAAUGGUGGUGCAGGCGCCAGCGGCGGCGGCGGCGGCGGUAAUGGGAGCGGUAACGGCACACAACCGCAACAGACAGCGACGACAAUGGGUUAGCGAGUUGAUGAAUAAGCGAGUACAUGGCGGGCCUAUUAAUUCUAAUACAAAAAUAAUUAAAUUUAAUACAUAAUAUAUAAUAAAUAAAUAAAUAAAAUAUAUAUAUACAUAUAAAAAGAAAAAACAAAAAGAGUAAAGAUUUAAAAAUUAAUAUUAAAAAAUAUAUAUAUACAUAAACGAAUGUGUGUAGUACGAGUACAGCAAGGAAAUUAAAAAAGUAAAAAAUAUAUAAUUAUAUAAAUAGAAAGAAUAAUGUGGAAGCAAAAACAAAAAAAAAAAAUAAAAAAAAAUUAAACUAACAAAUAUAAUUAAUUGCAUAUUAUAUGAAAAAAUAAUAAAAAUGAUGGGAAAAAUGGAGUUGGUAAAAACUUUGGCAGAUAAAAUACGAAAAAAACAACUACAAAACAGCAACAAAAAUCACAGUUUGCGCCUAAGGGCAGUUAAAUGUAUUACAACAACAAGCAAAUGUAUAAAGAAAAAAGAACAAGAACAAAAAUAGAGUAAAAAAGCAAAUUUAAUUUUCAAUAUUAAACAUAAUUUAAUCAUUAGCAAGAGUAAAAUGAAACAAAAACAAAAACAAAAACAAAACGUAUAUGCAAGUACAGUGCAGGCGUGUUUAGUAGGCAUACUGGUAUAAAGCAAAGCAGCAGGAAGCA
Ceratitis capitata (Mediterranean fruit fly) is the source of this 2941-nucleotide messenger RNA. RefSeq names its product protein kinase shaggy (gene sgg). The record is from RefSeq and is a predicted model, not a curated record. Gene Ontology annotation, biological process: negative regulation of canonical Wnt signaling pathway; signal transduction; protein phosphorylation. Gene Ontology annotation, cellular component: cytosol; axon; cytoplasm. The coding region runs from base 186 to 2285 and encodes 699 amino acids. Lineage: Eukaryota; Metazoa; Arthropoda; Insecta; Diptera; Tephritidae. Gene Ontology annotation, molecular function: protein serine/threonine kinase activity; ATP binding. The transcript is spliced from 10 exons.